Molecule: messenger RNA, 1147 nt
Organism: Batrachochytrium dendrobatidis JAM81
Lineage: Eukaryota; Fungi; Chytridiomycota; Chytridiomycetes; Rhizophydiales
Exons: 1
Coding region: 599-1141 (180 amino acids)
Source: RefSeq, a predicted model, not a curated record
AUUUAUUCCAACCCAAAUGAAUUUUUAUUAUCAGAACUAGUAACUAACUUCCAAGGUUAAUUUGAAGUAAUAAUCACCACGAAUCAUCAUCUGAUUGUAAAAAGUCCAGCUACAAUUCCAAUGAACAGGGCUGACAUACCAAUGGGAGAUAGGAGAAAGCUGCCCAUCAUGGCUGAUUGAAGCAUGGCAUAUAGACUGCCUGAAACAACACCGACUCCAUUGGCCAACGCAAUAGAUGACAUUCACUGGGCAGCAAUGCUACCAGCAGCAAUUCCAGUUGUAGUAAAGCCAAUUGACAUCAGGAAUGUCCAAGUAAGACCAACAGAAAAGCCCGGCGCCAAAUGUCCUUAAAACAUCCUGAAGUAGUCAAGGGUUGUUAUGUUCACCCAAGAAGGUGACGCUAACCGUUUGAAUGUUUUGAAGGCCGUCUGACUCGUCUUUCAGUAUAGUUCCUUCAUGAGAUAUAACAAUUCUUUCAAAUGGGAACUGUAAGGAAUUAGAGAGCCUUUCCCUUGACUGAGUUAUAGUUUCAUUGGCAGCAUUGAAAUUAAUUUCAAGUGUUCAUGGCGAAGUUGUCAAAAUUUUCCAAAUCAGACAAAUGGACAGACCAAGCGAUGACCCUUCACCAACCACCAGCGACAGCAGUGGACACUCACUCAUGGACGCUCCUGGGUACAUCAAGCCUGACCUCCAAGACUUGCUGUUGACCGACAUUACUGCCAAAGAACUACGAGUCAUUGCCGAGACUAUGGAAGUCGACUACUUGGGACCAGCAGUCUUUCCAGGAACAUUUCCAGCCAUGGGAAACAUCAAGGGUCAGAACUACCGACUCAUGGUCCCAUUGGUCUGUCGCCGCCGAACAACAAAGGAUGUUCCUUCUGUCAACAUCAUUUUUUUGAUUGAUACAGGCUCUCCAGUCACAUACCUUUGCCACGAAGCUAUGGAAGUAUUGAUUGGGAAGGACUCUCACCUGCCUCAAUCACUCUAUGUCAAAAUCCACAGUGAAGAAGCUAUUGAAGCCCACCUUUCCCCCAAGGGCAGUCAUUUUGCUGAUGUGAAUGUGUUGGGAAUGGAUUUUCUUGCCAAGAACAGAGUGUUUCCCAUUCCCGAUUGGACGAAUGGAACAUUUAUUCUUCAAUAAAACCAC